Molecule: messenger RNA, 801 nt
Organism: Grosmannia clavigera kw1407
Lineage: Eukaryota; Fungi; Ascomycota; Sordariomycetes; Ophiostomatales; Ophiostomataceae
Product: sorbitol xylulose reductase
Exons: 2
Coding region: 1-801 (266 amino acids)
Cellular component (GO): intracellular anatomical structure
Molecular function (GO): oxidoreductase activity, acting on NAD(P)H, oxygen as acceptor
Source: RefSeq, a predicted model, not a curated record
AUGCCGAUAAAAGCGACAGCAGCAACCAGCCUCCGGGACCAGUUCAGCCUAAAGGGCAAGGUCGUGGUGAUCACGGGGGCUUCGGGCCCGCGUGGAAUGGGCAUUGAGUCCGCACGUGGUUGUGCCGAGAUGGGCGCGGACGUGGCCAUCACAUACUCGUCGCGCAAGGAAGGGGCAGAGAAGAACGUGGCGGCACUGACGAAAGACUACGGCGUCAAGGUCAAGGCAUACAAGUGCAACGUGGGCGACUACGCCGAGGUGGAGAAGCUGGUGUCGGAUGUGCUAUCUGACUUUGGCAAGAUCGACGGUUUUAUUGCAAAUGCCGGUGCCACGGCUGACAAAGGCGUCGUGGACGGCUCGGCGGCAGACUGGGACAAGGUGAUCCAAACGGACCUCAACGGCACGGCAUACUGCGCCAAGGCCGUAGGAGCGCACUUCAAGGAGCGCGGCACGGGCUCGUUUGUGAUCACGGCGUCGAUGUCGGGACACAUUGUCAACUUCCCGCAGGAGCAGACGUCGUACAACGUGGCCAAGGCCGGGUGUAUCCACCUGGCCAGGUCGCUGGCCAACGAGUGGCGUGACUUUGCGCGUGUCAACAGCAUCUCACCCGGCUACAUCGACACAGGUCUGUCGGACUUUGUCGACCAGAAGACACAGCAGCUGUGGAACAGCAUGAUCCCGAUGGGCCGGCCGGGCCUGGCCAAAGAGCUCAAGGGCGCUUACGUCUACCUGAUCAGCGAUGCUAGCACGUACACCACCGGCACAGACAUUGUCAUUGACGGCGGCUACUGCGUCCGGUAA